AUGAGCCAGCCACCUGCCCCCACCCCCGCCUCAACUCCAGGACCCUCCGCCGCGACAUUCAAGCGCAGUCCGGAACGCGCAUACACCGGCCCCAGCGAACAUGCGGGCCUCGGUCCUCGAGCUGGAGCGAGCGCUGCGGAAGCAGAACGAUAUUUCGCAAAGUUGCCCGAGGCGACUCAGCCUAUUAUGCCGCGUACGGCGCGGGCUUUGGGGAUCGGAAGUUGGAUCGUUGGUGGAUUUGCGUGCGGGUACAUGAUCCUAUUUGCCGACUAUGGGCCGCACGAACAUGUCUUUAGUCCAAUCCGCCGCAUGUUCCACAAAUACACGGCCGAGAUGUUCACCCUCUCAAAGAGCGAGCGGGGGAUGUUGGGGCUCGAGGACGCAACCGUCACGCCCACACAGGCCUCCCAACCUGCCCUCACCGCAGGUUCUGCACGAGUGGCGCCACCACCGACACAGGCGCCGGAAGCCAAGUUGAUGGAGGAGGUCAAGGCACAGCACGGGCGGUCGUGGUGGAAGCUCUGGUAG
Molecule: messenger RNA, 528 nt
Organism: Cutaneotrichosporon cavernicola
Lineage: Eukaryota; Fungi; Basidiomycota; Tremellomycetes; Trichosporonales; Trichosporonaceae
Exons: 3
Coding region: 1-528 (175 amino acids)
Source: RefSeq, a predicted model, not a curated record